AUGGCCCCCGUGGUGUCGGGCGAGGUCGUUUUUACAUACGACAAAAAGGCCAAAGAGAAGGUCCGAAAAUGUGGGGGAAGCGCGAAACGGAAAGCCGUGCAGCUGGGCCAGGGGGCCGGAGUGUUUUCGGCCGUCAUCCAUUUCAAUCCUACUUACGGUCAAUUAGACGGGGCUGUCUACAUACCCGAGGGCCAAAGUAUUCCCGACGUGAACCAUUUUCUGGCGGAACUCGCCAACGGCGAGCGCGGAACCGGAGGCCAACGCCGGGUCACACGCCGUCGACGGAAGAAAACCGCUCCCGAAUCCAGUCAGAUUCCGGUGGAGACCACCGAAAUCAACGUGGGGGAGUUCGGAAGCAUCAUGCAUGAAGAGCCCAAUACCGUUGCAGACGCAACGGCGAAUGAAGUCACAAGUGAAGAUGCCGAUGCCGAUGCUCCCCACGAAAUCGAGGCCGAUGGAGACGGCGCCGUCGUUUUCGGCGGCACCGCGUCUGACGCCCAGCAGGAAGACGCCCAUUUAGACGAAGACACCAAGAACCAGGCAGAACAUGAGCUAUCUACUGAUACAGAACUGUUCAACCACGAUGUUAACGGCAUGAUGGAGGACUAUGUCAUGAUUGACACUGACACUGCCGGGGCGACUGGGGCGGGCGAAGAAAGUUCCUUCUUUGAUUUGCUAGAGGAUGGCUUGCAGGACCUGUUUGAGAUGGAGGCUUUCGCGCCUUCGCUUGGGUCAUAUGGCGACAGCGAGCUGGGUGAAAUGGAAGGACGGUCAAGCGACACCAUUCUUGGUCGGGAAAGACUGGAAGUGGAGACAUGGGGUGAAACGGAGAAGGAGAAUACAGCGGCAACUACCAAGGGAGCCUCGAGCCAUCAGAUGAAAGCUCCGCAGACGCGGACAACUGCUGCCACACGUGCCUGCCGACCUGCAAGAAACACACAGAAGAUUCACCGGUUCUUUUUACAAGUUUCAAGGCAGAUUCGGCUUGCAAGACAAAGGGGGGAACUGGACACCGGGUAUGUCCUCCAGACCAGGCGAGUUGCAAAGCAGUUAGCGAGGUCCAGGCGACGGCGUGGCGCAGAGGAAACCGAUAUGUGGGGCCGCUGUGAGUCGCCGGAUGACCAACACAAAACAAUCCUUAGUCUUUAG
Messenger RNA from Colletotrichum orchidophilum, 1149 nucleotides. RefSeq lists its product as uncharacterized. NCBI's taxonomy places the organism in Eukaryota, Fungi, Ascomycota, Sordariomycetes, Glomerellales, Glomerellaceae. The transcript has 2 exons. The record is from RefSeq and is a predicted model, not a curated record. The coding region runs from base 1 to 1149 and encodes 382 amino acids.